This is a messenger RNA of Cryptococcus deneoformans JEC21, 1856 nucleotides long. RefSeq lists its product as hypothetical. The coding region runs from base 495 to 1646 and encodes 383 amino acids. NCBI's taxonomy places the organism in Eukaryota, Fungi, Basidiomycota, Tremellomycetes, Tremellales, Cryptococcaceae. The transcript has 3 exons. The record is from RefSeq and is a predicted model, not a curated record.
CCCCGCCCAGCUCCGUCUCCACCUAUCCACCACACCCCCACGACUCGGCCUCCCUUCUACGCGCCGCCCGGGCGUCCGAGGACUCACAGUCUCCCGCUUCCUCAACGAACCAUGCUAGGGACACGGACAGAGCAGGAAAGCAACGGGCAGAAGGCUCGGUCGCUCGAGACGCAGCGGUCGCGCAAAAUGGGAAGGCAAAGGAGGCGGCCGCAUUGGCAAAGUGGAGAAGUUGGGCUAUCGAACAUUCCGUACAUGCUCCGCCGCUCAACGCCUCGACUUUAAGAUCGGGAAGGUCAAGUCCACGCGGGCAAAAGAUUCCUCUCGUUGCCCUCAACACUUUUGCCUUGAGAACCCAACAACCACUGGACGACCUCCAGAGAACACACUCGCCGAGUAACAGCCACUUUCUAUACCCUCCGUCCGACGCCGAGGGAUCUGCGUCUUCGCCUGUCACAUCUCUCAGGGUCGCGUCUCCAAAUGUCACUGCCUCGCCAAUGCCGUCCUCACGAUUCGAUCCAUUAGAAAAUGAAGUCUACAACACAGAUUCUGUCCUUGCAUUGCACGACGUUGAGCUUGCUGUUGAUGAAGAAAUACUGGAACGUACAAAGCGUGUGCAGGCAGCCCUACCUCGUUAUGCGUCAAAUCGACCAAGAUUAUAUGAGACGCCAAAUCCAUUCGUUGGCAUCGCCCAUCGACUAGGCUCACGGCGAGUGCGACCAAUCGCACUAGAACUCAUACAAGCACUGGGCCAUCUGGUGGAUGCCGUAUGGCUAACUACUUACCCUGAUCGUCCAUGUCCUUGGAUAAUAGGCUUUGAUGAAUCACCGAUACAGUCAUCCAUCAAACGACUGAUCAUGGCUUGUCAAACGGCCGAUGCUUACCCAUCAGAUGUUGGAUGGAAGAGCCCGAUGAUUACCGCCGUCCAAGAAGGCAAACGUACAGGAUACGUGCCCACGACCAUAGCAGACAGCUACCUACAGUUCUGUGAGAAUGAAGUGGCGUACGCGAUUGGAGAUGUGGAUCAGGUGGUCGGAGUAAGAAAAGGUGCGGGAUAUAUUUUCGCAAGAGCGUUAGGAGCGGGUGAGUAUGGAGCACCGGUUAGGACCAAUGUGUUGGGCGUCAGCGGAGAAGGAGGAGGUAUGGCCAGAUUACUAAACGACCUUGAAGAAGCCAUAUGGGGCGAUGCGCCUCCGCGAGUAACUGAUCUAGCAUACGAGCUCCCUGGCGAUUUCGACCCUUAUGCCAUACCCGACGAAUCUGAGCUCAUCGUCGCUGCCGCUGCUGCCGGUGGAGGCUCCUCCGGUCACCUUACCGGACAUUCCUCCUCGCUCGCAGACUUUUUCAGUGGCGAACCAAAUACAGGUGUAGCUGCAGGUGCAAACGGCUAUUCGAUCCUAGCCUCUCGUCGUGAAAGUUCUCAAGAAACGGGAGAUACAUACGACUCCCUACCUGAUUUCGACAUGACUCCAUCUCUUUCUGACGUUACUCACAUUUCCACACCUGUGGAAACGGCGAAGAAUAAACUAUCAGGCGGGCUUUUACCAGGUAUAGAAAAUAUACGCGGGGCCGAGGGGAUGACUUUAGAAGAACUGGGGAGGAAAAGACAUCAAGAGUGGUUAGCUAAUCGAGCGGCGAUAUGGGAAUAGUAGAGCGAUAACGUGGGAAAUCUGAGGGUUGAUUGUCUUUAGCAUUUUUAGAUCUGUUCUUCACCAUCUUGGGCAGGGGAAUGAUUUCAUCAUCACGAUUAAUUAGGUUUCGAGUAUUCACAUUUGUGGGACCGCCGUGAGAUUGACACAUUUUUGACGUAAUAAGUGUUGUAUAUCUUAUAUAAGACAAUAAUGCACAUUUCACUUUGA